Messenger RNA from Penicillium digitatum Pd1, 900 nucleotides. Its product is annotated as putative HMG box protein. Gene Ontology annotation, molecular function: DNA binding, bending. The record is from RefSeq and is a predicted model, not a curated record. NCBI's taxonomy places the organism in Eukaryota, Fungi, Ascomycota, Eurotiomycetes, Eurotiales, Aspergillaceae.
AUGACUUCCAAUCAAGAUGAUACGACCGUGCAGGUCAACAAAGAAGAGCUUAGACGGGCUGGCGACUUGAUCGUCAUGCGCCUGAUGGAGGUGCAGUCUUACAUCGCCGAUUUAGGCAGGGCCUACGUCCAGCACGUGAACAACAUCACCGAAGGACGUGAUGCCAGCAUUGACCUCCCCCUUGGUCCCUCUGGAUUCGUGGGCUCGGACAUCCCCUUCCGCGCCGGCAGCCCCGGCGCUAAGUCCGAGGCUGGUGGUCCUAAGAAGCGCAAGCGCGCGCCCGUCGACCCCAAUGCGCCCAAGCGUGCCUUGACUCCCUACUUCCUGUACAUGCAGCACAACCGCAGCAAGAUCGCCGAGGACUUGGGCAAUGAUGCACGCCCCAAGGAUGUUGCCGACGAGGGCACCCGCCGCUGGCAGAGCAUGGAAGAUACCCAGAAGGAGGUCUGGAAGAAGAUGUAUGCCGCCAACUACGACCAGUACAAGCGCGACAUGGCAGCCUACAAGGCCGGCAGCAAGGUUGACGAGGACCAUGACCAUGACCAUGACCACGACCACGACCAUGAUCCUGCCGCCAGCCAACUGCAGCAGGACUUUGCCGGUGCCGAGCCCGAAGUCGAGGCCGAGGAGGCUGAAGCUGAAGCCGAGCCCGAAGAGUCUGCUGACGAGUCGACCGAAUCAUCCGAGGAGUCGCACUCCCCCUCUCCUGCGAAGGAGAAGACCCCCCCGCGCAGUACCAACAAGCGCCGUCGCAGUGAUAACAAGGCUAAGGAGGCUGAGACUCCUGCCAAGUCGCCUGUCAAGCGGGGCCGCAAGGCUGCGGAACCGGUGUCCACUCCGGCUGUCAAGACACCCGCUGAAAAGGGGCGCAGGAGCAAGAAGCGCAAGAGCGAUGUGUAA